AUGAAAGUGAACGUGACUUUUGUCGUUGUGGUCCUUGCUCUAGGACUCGUUGACGCGGCCAGAAGGAGAGUCAGGUCGACGACGGCGACGCUUGAGACGACGACGCCGGCGUCGUCCGUCGAUAGACAGCUGGCCUUCGCCGAGCAACCCGAAGAAAUAGAGACUCUGUGGGAUAACUUUGACAUCCAGAAAUUGGACGGCCAUUCAGAUGUCUGGAAGAACGCCACGGUGAACCAUGACGAAGGCAAUCUCGGCAGACAAUAUCCGGGACUUCCGAGCAAUCCGGGCGACACGAACGAGUUGCCGAGUCCCAUCUCGCCGCCGCCACAACCCAUAUUACCGCCGCAAAAACCUCCACCGGGCUGCCAGGGUCCGAGAGGCCAGUACCCGAGCCCGAAAAGCUGCGCCAAUUAUCUCAAUUGCUGGGACGACGUAGUGAUCGAGCAGACCUGCCCGGACGGCCUGCUCUUCAAUGAUAUCGCCGGUUAUUGCGACUUCGCUUUCAAUGUCAAUUGCGGCGAUCGACCGCCCGCCACGCCCAAACCGCCGUUGCCGCCAGGAUCGAAACAAUGCCCGGAUCCAAACGGACGUUACAGAAGCUCGACCAACUGCUCGGAAUUCUACGUGUGCGUUGCGGGCAGACCUACCAAAUUCAGUUGUCUUCGCAGUCUGGUCUACAAUGACAUAUUGAACGUUUGCGAUUAUCCGUACAACGUGGACUGCAAAGGCGCAGCUACGCCAAAACCACCGAAGCCUACGCAACCUUCACAAACGCCAACUCAACCUUCGCAACCCUCUCCCACCAACCCUCCACAACCACCUACUCGUCCCCCUCAACCAUCCACUCGUCCCCCUCAACCACCCACCCGUCCUCCUCAACCACCCACUCGCCCUUCUCAACCACCCACUCGUCCCCCUCAACCACCCACUUAUCCAUCACAACCACCGGUUUAUCCGCCUCAACCACCAACCUAUCCGCCUCAACCACCAACCAAUCCUCCACAACCGCCGAUCUACCCGCAGCCUUAUCCACCACCGUCCCCUUCGUAUCCCGGGAAUCCUUGGCUGAACAAGGCCGAGACCGAUCCCUGGCAUCAGCGACCGCAGGCGUCCCAGUUGGAGAUCAACAAAGAAAAACGCGAACAGGAAGCGAUAUCGACCGAUAAUCAACUACUACUACUAGGCAAUCGGCCCACGCCUAUCUCGGAGACCGAGUUGGUAAACCCGUGGACUCUGUUCCAGGUGAUACCAAGCGAACUGGCAAACACCACGUGUAACAACGGCGACGUGCAUAGACUCAACGAUGCCUGCACCAACGUUGUAGUUUGCAGGAACAAUAAGCCUCAGAUGGUGAGAUGUUCAACGGGCUUCUCGUAUGAUAAGCCGUCAGACUCGUGCAGGCCCUUAAGCAUUGCCAAAUGCUAAUUAACGACCUCUUUAGAAUUCACGCUUAUACUAAGGAUGUAUAUCGAACCUCAAUAAAGUAUAACAUGUUUACUAAAUUACCAUGUUAAUUAUCUUCCAUCAGUUUCUGCUAUGUGUGCAAUAUUUAAUUAAAAAUCCGAGUUUCA
Molecule: messenger RNA, 1571 nt
Organism: Cataglyphis hispanica
Lineage: Eukaryota; Metazoa; Arthropoda; Insecta; Hymenoptera; Formicidae
Exons: 5
Coding region: 1-1425 (474 amino acids)
Cellular component (GO): extracellular region
Molecular function (GO): chitin binding
Source: RefSeq, a predicted model, not a curated record